Molecule: messenger RNA, 5701 nt
Organism: Megalobrama amblycephala (Wuchang bream)
Lineage: Eukaryota; Metazoa; Chordata; Actinopteri; Cypriniformes; Xenocyprididae
Gene: dgkza
Product: diacylglycerol kinase, zeta a
Exons: 37
Coding region: 194-4087 (1297 amino acids)
Biological process (GO): diacylglycerol metabolic process; regulation of synaptic transmission, glutamatergic; lipid phosphorylation
Cellular component (GO): nucleus
Molecular function (GO): ATP-dependent diacylglycerol kinase activity; protein binding
Source: RefSeq, a predicted model, not a curated record
UGCAUGCUCUCUGUUUCCCCAUCCCCAGUCAACCUUCUUUCUGUUUCCAUUCUCCUCUUUCUCUCUCUUAUUCUCUUCCCCCUGUCUUGCUUUCUGUAAAAGUUAUCUGGUGAGGAAAGAAGAUAUUUGGAUGAUUUUGACUCUUCAAUCAGCGUCCUCUGGGGAAGACAUCAGUCGUGGCGUAUAGCAUCCAAUGGAAACGUUGUUUGGCCUGCGUUUCAGGCGGAAAGCCUGUGAGCCAAACGGGCGCAGGCGCUCCAGUGUGGCACUUCCAGCGAGUAAAGCGCGCCGGCGCUCCAGCGUGGGCCUGCCUUCAGCUGGCCUGGCUCAUAGACGCAGGUCUAGCGUUCAGUUCCAAACCAGCAAUGUGCAUGCGGGGAUCUCACAACCCAGUAGAGGACGCUUCGCUAGGAGGAGGUCGAGCGGUGCAACGGCCUGCCUGACCCCGCGGUUUGCUAUCCGUCGAAGACAGGCUGCCAAACACCGCGGCAUUCAUGCCCAGCUCCUAGGACCAUCACUGCUCCUGGCUAGUGUGGUGCAGAUGAGCGAAGACCACGAAAGGGAGGAUAAGAGUCUAGAAGAAUACUCCUCUCUCUCUGAUAGCGACUCUAGUCAGGAAGAGCACGAGCAAGCAAGGACUGACUUAGAGACGGAGUCUGAUAAGUGUCUGACAUGGUUGACUCAUGGUUUGUUGGCAGGAGAAAGCAUUCAGCCCCGCCCCCUCAUCCGUGCACCACGUUGCCUGCGGCGAAACUCCUCACACCUGCUUCCCGCUGAGGCCGUUUAUCGAAGCCCAGCCUCUUAUGGGCUAUAUGGCCGUUACCGUAGGACCAGUCAGGCACAGGGGCUGUCUAAUGUGGGUGGAUUGUGGGAAGGGAGACGAAAUUCUUUUGCAGCUCGAGGACCAGUUGCACUGUACAGGACGAGCUCCCCUUGCUGGCCAGAUCUCAGUCUUUCACACACACUGCAGGGAACUUACUACAACCCACAGAUUGACACAUGGAGCGGGUUCCUAUCGAAGGCCAUUGCGAAGUCUGGUCUCCAGCACCUCUCAUGCCAGCCCAGUGCUGCAGUGUUGGCCAAGGGGGAAACGGACAGAGAAAUCCGCAGCACAGUGGACUGGAGUGAAUCAGCUCUAUAUGGAGAGCACAUCUGGUUCGAGACAAAUGUCUCUGGGGACUUCUGUUACGUCGGAGAACAGCACUGUUACGCCAAGUCACUGCAAAAGUCUGUUGCUCGGAAAAAAUGUGCUGCUUGCAAGAUCGUAGUUCACUCCAUCUGCAUUGAACAGCUGGAGAAGUUAUUGGACUGGAAUGCUCCACCUCAGGGGGAGGGGCUUCAUGAGGUGCCUCUCAAAGAUCCGUCAUUCAGAAUAAACUUCAGAUGUAAACCAUCUUUCAGGGAGUCAGGAUCGAGGAACAUCCGAGAACGCACAUGGCGACGCAGAGCUUUCAGAGGUCACCUUGCUUUGGAGCAAAUGAGAGGUGCUGCAGCUAAAUAUAGUGCACACACCUCUAUCACACAGCCUGCAAUAGUGCGACACCACUGGGUCCAUCGGAGAAGACAAGAGGGCAAAUGCAAACAGUGUGGAAAGGGGUUUCAGCAGAAAUUUGCCUUUCACAGUAAAGAGAUUGUAGCCAUUAGCUGCUCCUGGUGCAAACAAGCAUAUCAUAAUAAAGUGACAUGCUUCAUGCUGCAACAGAUAGAAGAACCGUGUUCAUUAGGAGCACACGCCGCCGUUAUAGUACCUCCUACCUGGAUCAUACGGCUUCGCCGACCUCAGUCCUCACUAAAGUCAAGCAAAAAGAAGAAACGAGCGUCUUUCAAACGCAAAUCCAGCAAGAAAGGAGCAGAGGAGGCUCGAUGGAAGCCCUUCAUAGUGAGACCUAUUCCCUCUCAACUCAUGAAGCCACUGCUGGUGUUUGUAAACCCAAAGAGUGGAGGAAACCAGGGAGCUAAAAUCAUCCAGUCCUUUCUGUGGUAUCUGAACCCUCGGCAGGUCUUUGAUCUCAGUCAGGGGGGUCCUCAGGAAGGCUUGGAGAUGUAUCGCAAAGUUCACAACUUGAGAAUUUUGGCCUGUGGUGGGGAUGGCACGGUGGGCUGGAUCUUGUCCUCUCUUGAUCAGCUGCAGCUAAACCCUUCUCCUGCUGUGGCUGUACUUCCUCUGGGCACAGGAAAUGAUCUUGCUAGGACUCUAAACUGGGGUGGGGGUUACACAGAUGAACCUCUGAGUAAAAUCCUCUCUCACGUUGAGGAUGGGAAUAUUGUACAGCUUGAUCGAUGGAACCUUAUUGUAAAGCCCAACCCAGAGGCAGGCCCAGAGGAGAGGGAUGAGCAGGUGACGGACAAGCUCCCUCUAGACGUCUUCAAUAACUACUUCAGCCUGGGGUUUGAUGCUCAUGUGACUUUAGAGUUCCACGAAUCUCGAGAGGCCAACCCUGAGAAAUUUAACAGCCGAUUCAGAAACAAAAUGUUCUAUGCAGGGACAGCGUUUUCUGAUUUCUUGAUGGGCAGCUCCAAAGACCUGGCUAAACACAUCAGAGUAGUGUGUGACGGCACAGAUUUGACCUCGAAAGUCCAGGAUUUGAAGCUGCAAUGCCUGGUCUUUCUCAAUAUCCCCAGGUACUGUGCGGGCACUAUGCCAUGGGGCAAUCCAAGUGAGCAUCAUGACUUUGAGCCUCAGCGUCAUGAUGAUGGCUGCAUUGAGGUCAUUGGAUUCACAAUGACAUCACUGGCCACGCUGCAGGUCGGAGGUCACGGUGAGAGGUUAAAUCAGUGCCGUGAGGUCACCCUUACCACCUUUAAGUCAAUCCCCAUGCAGGUGGAUGGCGAGCCUUGCAAACUAGCGCCAUCUGUUAUUCACAUCUCUCUGCGAAACCAGGCCAACAUGGUGCAGAAAACCAAGAGACGCACAUCUAUACCACUGCUCAAUGAUAGUCAGCAACCAUUUCCAGAACGGUUAAGGAUCAGAGUGAGCCGUAUCAGCAUGCAUGAUUAUGAAGCUCUGCACUACGACAAGGAGAAACUCAAAGAAGCUUCGAUUCCACUGGGUCUCAUCGUUGUCCCGGGAGACAGUGAUUUGGAAACCUGCCGAGCUCACAUCGAGAGACUACAGGAGGACUUUGUGUCGUGUCACCCAUCUCUGCAGCGGCUGGUGCUCCAGGAAGGUGAAGGGGCCAAAUCGAAGCCUAUAUCAUCUCAGAGGCUGUCGCCAAAAUGGUGCUUUCUCGAUUCUACAACAGCGGAUCGAUUCUACAGGAUUGAUCGAGCUCAAGAGCAUCUUAACUACGUGACUGAGAUUUCUCAGGAUGAGCUGUUUGUUUUGGACCCAGAACUGGUUCUCACAGAGACGGUCAGCACAUCGCCAGGCAUGCCAGACCUGGUGGACUCUGGUGAUGUCCCGUCCGAUCCACAUAAAUUUGCCUUCCCAUCAUCCUCCUCUUCUCCACCAAACUCACCUGGACCUAGGGCUGCAGAGCUCCAAAGGAAGCGUGUUUCCAGUGACAGUUCUGUGGCAGAAGCACUUGCACACAGUGACUCGCUCAGAUCAACCAAAGCAGCUCUCAGCAGGGUGGGGGGUGUCCAUCGCUCAAAUACAACAGCAGCAGAUUUCAAACCUACCAGCAGGUUUGAGAAGAGCACCCUGAACAAUGCGAACUCUGUGUCAGCAGACAAUCUAAUUGAUUGCGUGAAGAAGAAGGACCAUCAGAAGUUGAAGGAGCUGCAUAAGAAGGGGGCAGACCUGUGUGUACAGGACCCUGUGGGCCGCACCCUUCUGCACUAUGCUGUGGAAGUGGGCAGCAAGGAGAUUGUCAGAUACAUCAUUGAUAAUGCACCCACCGAUAUUCUGGAUGUAACGGAGAGAGAAAACGGAGAGACGGUGUUGCACAAAGCGGCCUCGUUGUGUCAUAGGACAAUCUGUCAUUACCUAGUGGAGGCGGGAGCAUCUCUCAUGAAGACAGACUUACAGGGCGACACUCCUAAGCAUCGUGCCGAGAAGGCGAAAGAUGCAGAACUCGCGGCGUAUCUCGAGACCCGCCAGCACUACCAAAUGAUCCAGCGUGAAGACCAGGAGACUGCAGUUUGACCUUUUGACCUCUCACCCUUCACCUCAACCAGUGUCCUGCUUUUUGUGCCAAAACAACAGUAACCAAAAAUGUAUCGCAGUACCCAUCGCAGGCUGUCUGGACUGCACGGGGGGUGGAUACAUUCCCUGAGAGGGGGACGGUCGCACACUUAACUGUCUCUGAAGAGGUCCACAACUUUUAUCAUCAUUCUCUGAAUGACCUGUUGGACUUAAUGUCUUUUAUUUCAUUGCACUGCCAAAACAUCUUAGAGUUUGUAUGUAUGAGACAGAAUGCAGAAUUCUUUCCAUGUUAAUACACUCAUCGAGUUUGCUUUUCUAGUUUGACAAUGCUGAAUGUUAGUUGAAUACAGUGAGGAUUUCAAAGAUGCAUGGGCUGGUGAGGACAGUGCUGUUUGUGUCUCCAGAGUCAUCACUGUCUGUAAGUGCAGCUGGAGCAUUCACCGUAGCCCUGACUCUACAGCUACAGGUUCAGUAUUGCUCUGUUAUAGCAGAACUUUUUAGUCUGGUUAGCGUCCAGAGCAUGAACCGGAACCCGAAACAACAUUUUAAUAGCCGACUUGUUUCCUGAUAACAGUAGAGCCAUUAAAUAAUAUGAGUUUAAUGUAUAAUGAAUCUUUCUAGAUUCCUCUGCACUGAAAGAGUUCAGGAUGGUUCAAAGACAGGAAUGUUUACUGGGGUCUUGGUUUGACGUAUCAGAACGAUUUCGAUGUUUUUCAGGUGUGUUUAUUAGAAGGAUUUUGCAUUUUCAUAGAUUUCUGUGCUGUUUCUAAUAAGAACAUUCGGUACUGUAAAUGUAUGCGAGUAGCUUUCUGUUUAAGAGGCAUUUGCACUGUAGCUUUGAUUGCCUUCUCUAUUCUAUAAUAUGGAUUUAUAAUUGAUGUACUAAAAUAUAGCUUCUUUCCUACAAUAUUUUUAAGUAAAUAGAUGUUUAUAUAAUUUGUAGCUAUUAAAGAUGUGUUGUCAUGUUUGUAUUAUAAAACGCUGUAAAUUAGAUUUUGUUUUUUUGGAGUUGAGAACAGAUCUCACUUUGUUUCAGCACAUUUUUCUUAAGUCUUUGUGAUAAACCAAUAAGAGUUUACACUCUAUAAGAGUUUUGUUUUUUUGUGCUGAUGUCUUAAUGCAAAGUUAAGAUUUUAGGAUGCUAUUUAUUUUCCUAAAAAAAGUUAUAUAUUGAAAAUAAUUUGGCCUUGAAGCUAUACAUAUUUAAUAAUAUUAGUCAUUUCUAAUGUAUUUCAGUAAUUUACAUCACAGAAUUAAACUCUUCUCUGUCCAGAUACGUUACUACUUCAUUAAUGAAAUCACCCACUGGUUUCAAAGUUCUUUACAAUAAAUGUCAUUAUACAGCAUGUAUGCACAUUCACAAUGUAUAUAGGUAACACAUUGUGUUUAGGUAAGCACCCUUGCAUCUUUAAUGCUCUUCAUUAACUGGUCAGCUCUAUUCUUUCUUUGGAAAGACAUUUAAAAUUUUGAGUGUUUAAACAACCAUCCAUCCAACCCUUUUACCCUGACAGCUAUUUGACAGGAGCCUUGAUGAAUGACAUCAUUAGAGUGACAUCAUAUGCCAUAAACGCUGAAGUCACUGAGCUCUUACAAUAAACAUGGAAUAUGUCUUAA